This is a messenger RNA of Tribolium madens (black flour beetle), 1460 nucleotides long. RefSeq names its product BRISC and BRCA1-A complex member 2-like. The record is from RefSeq and is a predicted model, not a curated record. Lineage: Eukaryota; Metazoa; Arthropoda; Insecta; Coleoptera; Tenebrionidae. Bases 217 to 1365 code for a protein of 382 amino acids. Gene Ontology annotation, biological process: double-strand break repair. The transcript has 4 exons. Gene Ontology annotation, cellular component: BRCA1-A complex; BRISC complex.
CAAAAACAAUAGGAAUCGACCAAUCACAAGCCAUGUUUCUAUGAACUUUAACCUAACCUCAAAAUGGUUUGAAACUCAAUUUCACAGGUUCUAGUCAUCAAAAUUGAGGUUUUUAUUAUCUCAUUGAUGAUUUUUUAACAAUUCGUGACAAUUUGGUUUAAUUUAACUCGAUUUGAAUUGAGUGACAGUUACCUAACCUCAAAGUGUGACAAGAUCAUGAGGAUGGAUAUUUUGUCUGCAAAUAGCGAGAAUUUGCUCUCAAUUUUCCCCCCCAUCUUACGCAAGAACUUCAAGGAGUUGUUUUUGCACGGGAAAAUCGCUUUGACUCCUCUUGCCUUGACCGAUGUUAGACCCACAAAAAGCUACACUCAUGAUAAUCUGAGUUAUUCAUACGCCGUGAAGGUGCCCUACGCCAGUAAACGCCUCAAUUGGGAGUUGAUUUUCUCCCCCGAAGACACGAAAUUCGCCCCCGAUUUUAACUUCAACGACGACUCCUUUCAUUUGGCUUACGACAUCGAUUCAGUCGUUGCGAAUGUCCCCAGUUUGGAGCAGUGGAACGUGCACGACCCCAAAUCCCUCUUCACAGUAUUGAAACAAUUCGUGGGGCUAUACAAAAAGCAACAACUCGAGAAACUCAACGACAAUAUCUACGCCCAUGUUAAUUUCGAGUAUCAGUCACUCGUGAGGGAAAUCAACCCGAAUGAAGUCGAGGUUUACUUGGAACACACGGGGGCACACUUUCUCAUAAGUGUGAGAGUUGACGUUGCAGCCCUACCGGAGUAUUUGCAACCAAUCAUGAGCGGGCAAAACGAUUUUUUGAACCCCGGCGACGACACGUGUUACUUGAAAGUGUCGUUCGUGAAACUGGACGGCUCACGUGUCAACACCUCCCUACAAUUGUCCCCACGUGUCGACCAGUUGGUAAAUCGCAAGUUUUUCCACUUUCCCGACUACUCCAAYCACUCAUCGCUCCCGAAAUACGUGAAAAGUGUCACUGAUUUGCUCCAAGAACACAUUGAAAAACUUGUAGUUUACCACAAACUCAAGAAAGAGUUCAUGACUUGUCUUUGCACAAUACAUGGGGAAAAUAUGCUCGAAUUUGACACGGAAAAGUUUGACAAAGCUGUUGUUUUAUUGGAAGUCGAUGAUUACCAUUGUCUUGUGCAAAUUGAGAUUGGGAAAAUUUUCCCCGAGGAYAGACCCACAGUGACCCUAAUUUCGAUCAAUUGCCACCCUUUGGGGACCACUUGUCGCGAAAAAAUCAACUACGAGUAUGACCCUCACGCAACACCUGAGGAAAUGUUGGCAAAACUGAUCGAUUCUCUCAGCGAAAACAUCCAAAAUUUCAAGAAUCACCAACACUGAUGAUAAAAACAACAACUUUAUUUACAAUAUUUGACUACAAUUGAAACGAAUAAGAUUCUUAUUUAUUUAAAUAAAUCUUUAUAAGUUAAAUUAAA